GCGGAGUGCGAUGCGCCGACAGCCUCGCCGACUUCCGCCCCCUCGGUGCAUCAAUACCCCGAGGCGAAGUGGGACUUUUAUUGGCAGGGCUUGUCGGCAUUUGAACGAAUACGCCGCCUUUUGGACGUAUUUGAUGAUUUUCACCGACACAGAUUCGGGCAACGGAAAGGCCUUGCACAGUCGACGUGACACCGUGCUGUCGAAUGGCGAAGCUCCUGGAGGGAAAGGUGGCAAUCAUCACCGGCGGCGUGACGGGAAUCGGUCGAGCGAUCGCGAUUGAAUACCUUCGGCACGGCGCUCGAGUGGCAGUCAAUCACUUUCCGGAUGGAAAGUCGGCCCAGCUUUACGAAAGCCUCGUUCAAGAGGUUGGGGAUGCUGCGGAUGCCUUGGUCGCAGUUCCGGGAGAUAUCUCACAGCCGGACACGGGCGAGGAUCUAGUCACGCAAACGGCGGGGAGAUUCGGAGACAGGCUGGACGUGUUUGUGAGCAAUGCGGGUAUAUGCGAGUUCGCUGAUUUCUUAACCAUUGCACCCGACUUGGUCAACAAAACAAUAUCCACCAACUUGAAUGGCGCCUUCUUUGCCAUCCAGGCCGCUGCGAGACGAAUGGCGACACAAAAACCUCCCGGCGGCAGCAUCAUCGGAAUGUCCUCCAUAUCGGCACUUGUGGGCGGCGCAAGACAGACACAUUACACUCCUACCAAAGCCGCAAUCCUGUCGCUCAUGCAAAGCACGGCGUGUGCAUUAGGUAAAUACAACAUCCGUUGCAACGCCUUGCUACCCGGAACCAUCCGGACGCAAUUGAAUGAAGGGGAUCUUGCGGAUGAUGAGAAGCGGCGGUAUAUGGAAGGCCGCAUUCCCCUUGGACGUCUUGGGCAGCCGGCAGACCUGGCUGGUCCGGCAAUCUUUCUUGCGAGCGAUAUGAGUGCAUACGUGACCGGUGCCCAGCUGUUGGUUGACGGAGGGCUGUUUGUUAAUCUGCAAUAGCCACUUCGUACUUGUUGCAUUCGUCAUCUUAACAAUUACCGCCUUUUUGUGUGGUAGACUUAUCUGUG
Messenger RNA from Neohortaea acidophila, 1054 nucleotides. RefSeq lists its product as uncharacterized. The transcript has 2 exons. Bases 204 to 986 code for a protein of 260 amino acids. NCBI's taxonomy places the organism in Eukaryota, Fungi, Ascomycota, Dothideomycetes, Mycosphaerellales, Teratosphaeriaceae. The record is from RefSeq and is a predicted model, not a curated record. Gene Ontology annotation, molecular function: oxidoreductase activity, acting on the CH-OH group of donors, NAD or NADP as acceptor.